Molecule: messenger RNA, 2325 nt
Organism: Oryza brachyantha (malo sina)
Lineage: Eukaryota; Viridiplantae; Streptophyta; Magnoliopsida; Poales; Poaceae
Product: transcription termination factor MTEF18, mitochondrial-like
Exons: 1
Coding region: 16-1968 (650 amino acids)
Biological process (GO): chloroplast organization; regulation of DNA-templated transcription
Cellular component (GO): chloroplast
Molecular function (GO): double-stranded DNA binding
Source: RefSeq, a predicted model, not a curated record
UUCAGGUGAAUCCCCAUGCUCCGGUGCGUGGCCGCCGCUCGCCUGAGGUGGCUUCCAUGCAAUGGGUUUGCCAGAGGGCUCAAUGAGCCGUGCAGAACCCCGCAUUGUCAUGGUGGUGGUGGUGGUGGUGCUGCUGCUGCUGCUGCCAGUUCUUGGCAUGUCCAUGAUUCAUCAUCGUCAGGUGCAUCGAGCUGGGCCACUCCCAAUUGUGACAUGGUUCGGCUGAGGCCGUUCUCGGCUGCUCCGGCGCGAUGCGGAGAGGAGGAGCACUUGGGGGAUGGGAUUGAGGAUGAGGAGGAUCAGAGGCAGCUCAAGCAAAUGGAGAACAGGCGCGACGUCCGCGUCGCGCGGAAGGCUUUCAUGGAGUACCUCCAUGUCACCCGUGGGAUUUGCUUCAAUGACGCCGAGCACAUGAGCAAGUGUGCACCGGUCUUCAUCGGCAAGCUGCUUGAGAAGGUGAAGGAUGCGGCGAAGGAGCCUGAAGAGAGGGAAGAGGAGGCACCCUUCAGGUCGAAGGUGAAGAGGAGGGAAAUGAGGGAUAACAGGGUCAGUAAGGCGUUGGCGCGGUUGUUCAACUUCCACCCCAUCAAUGAGUUUGAGCCGUUCUUUGAGAGUAUCGGCAUCGCGCCGGGCGAGUAUGAACCCCUGUUGCCUCGUCAUCUCAUGUUUCUUAACGAUGAUGAGACAUUGCUCGACAAUUUCCGGGUUCUUUGCAACUAUGGCAUCGCGCGCACCAAGAUAGGGAGGAUAUACAGGGAUGCUAGUGAAGUGUUUAGUUUGGGCGAGGGCGUUCUGGCAUCUAAGCUGAAGGCCCUUGAGGAGCAAGGGCUGAGUAAGACCAGUGUGAUCAAGCUGGUUGUAUCAAGCCCUGUCAUACUGCUCCGUGAUCCAAAUGUGGAACUGAAGAUCCUGAAGUGGCUAGACGAUGUUGGAAUUCAGCGAGACUGGCUUGGUCGAUUCUUAUCAACAAAAAAGUCUUAUAACUGGAGAAAGAUGGUCCAAGUCCCUCAGUUCUUCAGUGAUCUAGGAUUCACUAAGGAAGGUAUUGCCAAAUUGGUCAGGCGGAAUCCUGAUUUCUUGUUUAGUGGCUCAGGAAAGAUGCUGUUCUCAGUUGUUCUCAUGAUGCUAAAAGCUGGGUCUGGAAAAAAGGAAGUAUUUGAACUUUUUAUGAAUUUCCCAAAUUUGUCGGUCGACAAUUUCAUGAGGAACCUGCGAGGGGGCAUAUUCUUUUUAGCAGAGGUUGGUGUUAGUGAAGAGGACAUUAAGAAGUUUGUGGUAUCUAAUGGAUCAGUACUUGGUUCCGUCCAAUUGAAGAAACCAAACAGCAUCCUUACGCAUCUCAGUGUAGGGAAGAAGCGCCUGUGCAAGAUGAUAAUGGAGGAUCCGCAACGGUUGUUGAAAUACUCAUUGGGGGCAAAGGUCAGCCGCCUACCGAAAGUUGAUCUCCAUGAAGCAUCGUUCAAGGAGAAGGUGAAGUUUUUACAGAGCAUAGGAUUUAUUGAAGGGUCUGAAGAUAUGAAGAGGGCACUCAAAACUUUUCGUGGUAAAGGCGAUGAGCUGCAAGAUCGCUACUACUACUUAUUGAAGACUGGUUUGGACCCAAUAGAUGUGGUGAACAUGAUCAAGGUAGCCCCACAGGUUCUGAACCAGAAGAUCAAUGUCCUUGAAGCUAAGAUAUCUUUCUUUGUAAACGAUAUGGGAUUUCCUCUGAGUGCCCUGGUAAAUUUCCCCGCGUUCCUGUCGUUUACUGUGGAGAGAACCAAGCUUAGAUUUUUGAUGUACAAUUGGUUGGUGGAUAAAGGAGUGGUUCCCCCUCAAUUAGCUCUUAGCACUAUCCUAGCCUGUGCAGACAAACGUUUCAUAAAGUACUAUGUAGUAAAGCACCCUUUGGGUAUUGAAACCUGGGAGAAAUUCAAGAAAGAGGUAGCUUCAACAAAAACAACACAACUUGUAACUCCAGAUGAUUAGCCUGAUAUAUUAUGUUUUCUUUCUCAACUGAUUGCCAUUCUGCUGGCUAGAAACUAUUUUUGCUUCACACAAAUAGGUAGCUUCAACUUUGUCUGGAGGUUUAUACCUAUGUUUACUUUAAAUGUGUAUAUCUCCGUUAAUAAUUUUGUCCACAGAGAAGAUUAUUGAUCUUGCCAUGGAUCAUUUUUGAGUAGUUUCCGUCAAGAAAAUCUACAUGUUAGAGGUUGAUAAGCCUGGAAGUCCUGUAACUUUUUCUAGUCUCAUAAUGCUUCAUGUGGUAAAUGGUCAUGAGAUCCUUGGCAGUAGUAGUAAUUCUAGCAUUUGUGCAUCAACCACAUAAACUUUAUGGAUGAAGGU